Mus caroli (Ryukyu mouse) is the source of this 4266-nucleotide messenger RNA. It is a transcript of the gene Ccdc25, whose product is annotated as coiled-coil domain containing 25. Lineage: Eukaryota; Metazoa; Chordata; Mammalia; Rodentia; Muridae. The record is from RefSeq and is a predicted model, not a curated record.
UAAAGAUGGCGGUGACAGGACGGCGUUGUGACGCGACGGCACGUCCGCCGGAAGUGUCCUGAGGAGAGCUUGGAAGCCGGCUCACCCUCGCGCCUGCCGUAUCUCGAGCUUCGUGUUUUGAGCAGGAGUCGCCACUCUUCUACCAGGAUCAUGGUGUUCUACUUCACCAGCAGCAGCGUUAAUUCAUCUACUUACACUAUUUACAUGGGAAAGGAUAAAUAUGAAAAUGAAGAUCUGAUAAAGUAUGGCUGGCCUGAAGAUAUUUGGUUUCACGUGGACAAACUCUCUUCGGCCCAUGUGUACCUACGAUUACAAAAGGGAGAGAAGAUAGAAGACAUUCCAAAGGAGGUUUUGAUGGACUGUGCCCACCUUGUGAAGGCCAAUAGCAUUCAAGGCUGCAAGAUGAACAACGUUAAUGUGGUUUACACGCCAUGGUCUAACCUGAAGAAAACAGCUGACAUGGAUGUGGGGCAGAUAGGCUUUCACAGGCAGAAGGAUGUAAAGAUUGUGACGGUAGAGAAGAAAGUGAAUGAAAUCUUGAACCGAUUAGAAAAGACCAAACUGGAGAAGUUUCCAGACCUCGCAGCAGAGAAGGAAGGCAGAGACCGUGAAGAGAGGAAUGAGAAGAAAGCCCAGAUUCAGGAGAUGAAAAGGAAAGAGAAAGAAGAAAUGAAGAAGAAAAGGGAAAUGGAUGAACUUAGGAGCUACUCAUCACUCAUGAAAGUUGAGAAUAUGUCCUCAAAUCAAGAUGGUAACGAUUCCGAUGAGUUCAUGUGAGCCGAGCAACAGACCCUGGGAAGACAUGAAUGUGCAGACCAUUGCAGAGCUUUUGAUUUCAUCUAGGUUCUGAAUUACAGAAACCAACCAACCAAAAUUCUACCUUCAUUCUACAUAGACAUCAUUGGUUUUUGGAGUUUAAAAAAAAAGUCACCUUUUUGCUGAUGAAAAGAACAGAUGUAUAAUAUAGUUGAGCUUGAAGACAACUUAAAAGUUUAGGGAAAGGAGAAUAUUUUUGGCAGAACAUUCGUCAGUACCUCAUGAAGGCUGGCUGCCUUUGUCUUUGAGAUAGACAUUGGAGCAGACCGACUCUGGAAAGUGCUUCUGUGGCUGUGGUCUAUCCUGGGAACAGACGUCGUAAAAUGCAUUUCCUAUCUCUAAAAUAUCUACUUCUGUGAAGAAGCCUGGCUUUCUCAGGCCAGGGCCCUCCUGACGACGGUUUCCUGACUAGAAGAAAGGGACGUGGGUUUGAAGGCAGCAGCAGUGCUUACUUAACUUGCAUUUCAGUAUUUGGCAAGUUCUCUCUUGCUGGCGUCAGAGUAGCUGGCCCAGCUCUUAGCUUGUUCUGAGGGUUCUGUUCUCACUACUGUGAGGUGAGGGCCCCAUCUCAGCAUCAUACAUACAUAGUUGAUCUUAACUAAGCUUGGGAACAAGUCACCUGAAAUCACAGGUGAUCCAAGCCGCAGAUGUGACAGCUAGGCUCUGAAGCUGUUUCUGUGUGUGGAGGGAGACAGGAAAGGGUGCUGUGCUAGUUGUGAGAGUGACACAGAUUGCCUCAUGAUUGUCUGGAGUGUAUCAUGAAACAAAAGUCCACCAUGGAUUGCAAGCUUUAGAAAGAAUCAAGCAUUUUCCCUAGCCAGGCAAGGCAUCCGUUUCCUUACUUUGGAAUAGUAUUUAUGUUGAAUUGUAACUCCAGAGUUGUAAGCUUAGUGACUUCACAUGCAUGUAGCAUUGGUACUGGUCUGAGCCACCUGCUACCCAGUAGAUAGAUAACCUUUUUGUUAGUGUUUAAGGGAGCCCCUGAAGAGACUCAACAGAACAGUGAGAGGAGAGAGAGAAAAGCUGGCAGGGUUGUGACUGGCAUGCAGAUCCAUAUUCUAGCACACCACACAGUGCCCACAGCUCUGCGGUGCUGAGCCAGCAGAAAUGAUUUCUUCAGCAGAUGUACCAGCUGUCAUCACUGACGUAUGCACAAAACCAGACCCUUGAUCCCUGGUAUCCCAAGUUUAGUAUGAGUUAAACUGGAAAAUUCCCUGAGGCAUAGCUUGUUAGCCAAUUUGAGGAGAGCCAGUUUGAGGGGUAUGAAAGUCAGCACCAGAGAUCAGUGAGUGUGAAUGUGUGUGUGUGUGUGUGUGUAUGUGAGAGAGAGAGAGUGUGUGUGUGUGUGUGUGUGUGAGAGAGAGAGAGAGUGAUAUUUAGACUGGAGUUCUGUGAUUUAAAAAAAUUAUAAUAAAGUAUCAUUUUUGUCAGAAAGGACAUUGAUAUAUGAAUUCUUAGAACUUGUUUUCUAUAAAAGAGAGCAGCCCCCACCUCCAAUCCUGUUUAAGGCUAAUUGUGCUGUAAAAGCUCAUUUAUCAUAGGUUCUUUCUGUGAACUCGAGAUCUCGUGUAUUUGAGGUGAGCAUUGGACCACAGCCCCACCCACCUCAGGUUCUGCUGUGGGGCCUGCAAGAGUGGCCUCGUUUUGUCAGAUCUGAGCAUGGAGAAGUUUGAACUGAAGGCGGGGCUGCCCAUUUCCACAAGCCCCCCUGUGUAAUCCCUGUAGACAUUGCUUUAAAGCUUUGGCUCCUUUAGUCCUUGGCUAGAGACACCUCAGUGGGAGGCUUUGCUGCUAGCAUUACCUGUGUCCCCUCGGCCUCUGCAUCUACAGACCUUGAACACACAUGGGGGAGCUUUUGAAGGCUAUCCCUUCAGUGUCAGAUGCUCAACUUAUAUUUGAGGGUAAGUAGUUCAAAACUCCGCUCACAGGUUUAGCAUUAUCCGGGCCUCUUCUGAAUUCUCAGGCUUGCAUACCUGGCUCUCCUCCCUCACCAUUUUAGCUGUUCCAUGCCUAAAGCUGUACCCCCGCCUCUCUGCCCCUGUUUUAUGUUUUUCCAGUUCAGUUGGUCUCAGGGAAAAGCAGAGACCUUUUCUUUUAAGGACAUACAUAGUUCAGGAAUCAGACUGCCAUCAUCAAAGCCGUCUGUUUUUGCUGCUGGCUUGUGUCCUAAGUGUUUGAUAAGGAAGUUCCAGAUUGUUCUAUGCUUAUGAGUUACCGCUUUGAUCACUUCUGUGUGUAUGAGAGUCCCCUGCAUCUCUUUCCAGUUUCCUGGCUGUGCUCUCUAUGCAGAGGAGGCCUGCCUAAUCGCUCAACUUCACAAGCUGCUGUAGGCACUUGUGAGUAAUUUUAGCUCUCUCAUUUCUUACCUUUGUUGUGAGGUCAGAUGCCUGGGCAAGGCAGGCGUGACAUGGUGCUUGUGCUUACCAAAUUGGCAAGGUUUUGACAACAGUAGGUGUAGGCUGUAGUUGAACCCAUCCAGGAUCUUUUUAUGUUUUGCUGUUUAAACUCUCUCUGGAAGUGUGGGUAUUAGAGAGCCUUUUAACUGCUGCUUGUUAGUUAGUGGUCCUGUCCCCGCCACCACUCCCAGGAAGAGAUCCUGUAACCCACGCUGCAAGACUCCAGUCUCCAGCUAAACACAAAGUGGAAGCACCCUCGUGUGUAAGGGGGGUGCCCUUCUUUCUCUGAGUUGGGAAGGUAUAAGGGGGAGAGAUAAUGCAGCCUCCCAGCAUGUCCUUGGACAUGAUACUGAAGUCUUCUUUUUCUUUGAACGCAGAAUAUGGAUAACAUCCCAAAAUUGAAUAUGGUCAUACUAGAGUAGAUAGGUGACCUUUUGGUUUUAAAGUAAAACAAAACAACAAGCUACAACCAGAAGUUAUAAAGUUAGAAGCUUAGAUUCCAGACCUAACAUCAGUCUCCAUCCAUCUAGCCCAAGCAAGUUCUCUAAAGCUGUGCUUAGUGAGCGCUCUUUGCCUGGCACCUGGGAGCCCAGCACAGGCAAGACUCAGCAUGCAUCCUCCUGUCAUUUCUGUCGUGACACAUUCAGCCUUGGACACAGUGUUCUGGAGGAGUGUUCUGUAAACCACAACAAAACCUUAUCAUUUGAGUAGAGCUGUGUGUGCUUGCAGGACUUCUCUAUGUUUGUCUUCUAGGGCUCAGCCUCUAUAGUGGCAUGUGCAUAGUGAUUUUCAGAGGGUUAACAUGUAACAAGUGAUACCUUUCAGUCACUUCUGGGUCCAAGCAGAGGAAGAGGAACAAAUGAAAAGCGAUUAUCACCCAAGACUCCCAGAACCAGAAGCUGAAAGGCCAUGAUAAAAAAACCACUAACAUCUGCAAUUUGAUUUCAUGUCUACCUCAAAUUCUUAACUGGGCUGCCUGGACUCAGGGCUGGUAAUGAUAGUCUGUUCUCUGUUGCUGUAAUCUAACUUGAAACUGGAUAAUUUAUAUGCAAAA